GAAAUAUGGGUAGACAGAGAGAUCAAUUUUGGGAACAUGCUAAGAAUGAAAAUGGCCGUUUCAAAUGUAAUUAUUGUCAACAAGAUUUUCCUGGAGGUGCAUCAAGGAUUAAAGCACACUUGGCCGGAAUUCCAGGUCAUGACAUUAAGGCAUGUAAUGCCGUGCCUCAAGAUGUUCAAGAAAAAGCUCAAGCAACCCAAAAAAAAAGAGAAGCUCAAGUAACUCAAGGGACCAACAAAAAACUUAAAAGUGUAUCAACCUCAACUUCAAAAUCAAAAACUAAGACGAUUAAAAUUGUCACACAGGGUAAGGAAGAAUAUAGGGCUGAAAUUAUCCUCAAUGAUGUUGUGGACAGACUAAUAGCCAAAGUGUCUUCACUUGCCACUGAGUAUAUCGAUUUUGAGUUGAGUUUCAAGGUGGAGUUGAUAAAUCUUCUUGAAACAUUAUUCAAGAUUAAAUUCGUGUUAGGUGAUGCUCAAAAGAGGCAGUCAAGUGAUGAGUCUAUGGGGAUUUGGUUAACGGAGCUUAGAAAUGUAGCUUAUGAUGCCGAUAAUGUGCUAGAUGAGUUUAGCUAUGAGAGUUUUUGGCAAAAGGUACGGAUUCAAAAUCAAAUGAUGGAUCAGGUACGUAACUUUUCAUUAUGCAAUCUUGAUAAAGUUAAGACCAUCAAACAAUUGUUGGAUAUAAUUGUGAAUGAUGUAGCUAACUCUGGUCUUAGAAUGGAGUUGGUGAGUUCAAUCCCCAAAAUUAGUUUGGACAUGAAUAUAGACUCCCUCCUCGAUGAUUCAAAAGUUAUAGGAAGAGAAUACGAUAUCAAAAAAAUAGUAAACUUACUUAUUAGUUCAAGCAAUCAAAAGGAUAUCUCUGUUCUCCCUAUAAUGGGUAUGGCAGGUAUCGGAAAGACAACUUUAGCAAAACUUGUGUAUAAUAAUGAAUUGUUAAAGAAACAUUUUGAUGUACUAGCAUGGGUAAAUGUUGGUAAAAAUUUUGAUGUUGAAGGGAUUUUAAGAGAGAUUCUUAAAUCUCUUGGAGAAGACUUGGGUGAUUGUUGGGGGCGAAAAUUUUUUGAUAAAGUACUUGAAAUAUGUGCAAAAAUUUUGUGGGCGAAAAAAUAUCUUCUCAUACUUGAUGAUGUGCAAAAUGAAGAUCCUAAGAAAUGGGAUACUUUAAAGGGUUACUUAUUAAAGUUUAAUUCCAAUACAGGAAAUAAUAUUGUUAUUACAACCUGUAGUGAUAAUGUGGGGCAAAUCAUGAAGAUACAUCCCCCACAUCACUUAGAGAAGUUAUCAAAAGAUGAUUGUUGGUCUAUAAUGAAAAAAAGAACAUUCAUAGAUGGAAGAAUUCCAUUAGAUUUGGAGGUUAUUGGAAGGGAAAUUGCUAAAAGAUGUGGAGGGGUUCCAUUGACUGCAAGAGUUUUAGGGGCAACAAUGUGCUUUGAGUUUGAUAAAAACAAAUGGCUAGAGAUUCAAAAUAAUAAAAUUUGGGACUUGUUGGAUGAAGAUAAUAGUGACAUCUUUCUUGUGCUUAAGUUAUGCUUUGAUCUUCUUCCAACACCAUCUUUAAAACGAUGUUUCGCAUAUUGUGCAAUAUUCCCUAAAGAUUAUAACAUGAAAAAGGAUGAAGUAAUUCAGUAUUGGAUGGCGGAAGGGUUCCUACUAGCUAAAGAAGCUAAUAUGGAGAUGGAAGAUAUUGGUAACAUGUAUUUCAAUAUUUUGUUGGCCACUUCCUUUUUCCAAAAUGCUAGAAAGGAUGCCUACGGUAAUAUUAUUAGCUGCAAAAUGCAUAAUUUGGUGCAUGACUUUGCACUCUCUAUUUCAAAAUUUGAAACUCUAAUCUUGGAGGGAGAUUCAGUGGAUAAUGGUAGUAGCAUACAACCUUUAUUUGCCCGACUUGAUGGCAAAUCAACACUAGGAAGUUCAUUUAGUGAAGUUGAUUCUACAAAAUUGCGCACGUUAAUUUCAGAAAAUUUCAACUUUGACAUCAUGUUAUCAAAUUUUAAAUGGUUACGCGUUUUAAAAUUAUUCGGGGAUGGUAUAAUGAAGUUGUCAGAUUCAAUUGAGCAAUUAAUACAUUUGAGCCUUCUUGACAUCUCAUACUCUGAGAUUGAAGUAUUACCAAAAUCCAUCACCAAACUUUACAAUUUGCAAACUUUAAGAAUUGAAGGCUUUUUACACGGGCUUCCGGAAGACCUAAGCAAUUUGAUUAACUUAAGACAUAUUCAUAUUAAUUGGGAUUGUUAUGUAAAAACACCUAAAAAUAUGAGUAUGUUGACUUGCCUUCAAACAUUGCCAUUUUUUGGUGUGGGUUCAGAGGAUGGUUAUCGGAUUACAGAAUUGGGAGCUUUAAAGAAUCUCAAAGGAGAAAUAGUAAUAAAGAAUCUAGAGUCCGUGAAAGAUGAGGAAGAAGCCAAAAGUGCAAAAUUAAAAGAAAAGGAAAUAUUCAACUUGGGAUUAUACUGGGAUAAGGGUUCUGAUAAAGAUGAAAAGGUGUUGGAAGGCCUCCAUCCUCACCCAAAUUUGAAAAGCUUAACAAUCGAAUACUACGGGGGAAAGAAAUUCCCAUCAUGGGUUGGUUUGUCUUCGCUAUAUCACAAUUUGAUUGAGAUCAAUUUGAGAUAUUGUAGGGAAUGUGAAGAAGUUCCCACUCUGGGGCAAUUACCCUGUCUUAGGGUUCUUGAAAUGGAAGGAAUGGAGAAGGUAAGAUGUAUAGGAAGUGAGUUUUACUUUUACAGUGAUGGGAGUUACAGAAAUACUACUACAAUAUUAUUUCCGGCAUUGAGAAUACUCAAAUUGGUGUUGAUGGAAAGCCUAGAAGAGUGGAAGGAUGCAAAGGAGUUGACAACCGCAGAUGAGGUGUUGUUGGUGUUUCCAUGCCUUGAGGAGUUGACCCUUAGAAGUUGUUAUAAACUGAGAGAUUUGCCAGAAUCACUGCACACCUGCGUUUCCCUUCAAAAGUUGGUAGUACAGGAUUGUCAUAAGCUAAGGUCAUUGCCAGGUGUCCCAUCCAUAAUAAGGUGUGGUAUUGAAGACCUACCCAGUGGGUUACAGUGUGUUGAAUAUUUGGAGAACGGUUAUUGUCGUCUGCCUUCUUCUUCUACCUCCUCCAUUCACCCCUCCCUCCAAAAGCUAAAGCUCAAAUUGUAUUCUCUCAACUCUCUCUUGGUCCUGGACCAAAUUCAAUAUUUCAUUGCCCUUAAAAUUCUGUGGAUAGAGGGAUCUUAUCAGAUGGCAGCUUUGCCAGAGUGGUUGGGCAAUCUUUCCUCUCUUCAAUGGCUGUGUAUUGUGAGUUGCUGGAAUUUGGUGCAUCUGCCCACCGAGGAAACCAUGCGACGCCUCACCCAAUUGAAAACGCUGAUCAUUUAUGAAUGCCCCAAAUUUGAAGACAAUGAGCAGAUCAAGAUUAGCCACGUUCCAUGGGUUAAAAUCAAUCAGGAGGAGCCAUAUUGCUCUGAUUUUAAAGACUAACUCAUGAAGCUGGCAAGAAGUUUGCUUCUAAUUUACUUGAUGACAACCGAUGCCAAGAUGGUUGGGAAAAGAGUUGGGAGCAAGGUGUGACCCCCUGGGAUUUAGGAGAACUGACACCAAUUCUUUUACAUCUUCAUCAAACAUGAGCUCUUCCCAAGGGUAGGGCUUUAGUCCCUGGUUGUGGCAGUGGUUAUGAUGUAGCAGCAAUUGCAUGCCCUGAACUCUACGUUGUUGGAUUGGAUAUAUCAGACAUUGCCAUUAAGAAAGCAGUGGAGGUUCUUUUGUGCCAUUGAACCAAACAUGAGGUUGGCUUGGGCACAGCGAAUUCGUGAUACAUUGAAACCUGGUGGAGAGCUCAUAACACUAAUGUUUCCGGGAUUUCGUGAAAUGGUAGAUUUGCCAGAGUGGUUGGGCAACCUUUCCUCUCUUCAAGAGCUGUAUAUUGUGGGUUGCAAGUACUUGGUGCAUCUGCCCACCGAUGAAGCCAUGCAAUGCCUCGCCAAUAUGAAAACGCUAAUGAUUUAUGAAUGCCCUGAAUUGAACAUUGAGCAGUCCAAGAUUGACCACAUUCCAUUUGUCAAAGUCCAGGAUGAUGGAUUGCUCUGAUUUCAAAGACUAACUCAGGAAGUUGGCAAGAAGUUUGCGUCUAAUUUACUUGAUGACAAUUGACGCCAAGUUGCACUCCCUGCAUUGAAAAUUUCGCGAUACUAAAGUUGUUGUGUAUGGGAGAGGAGGAUUCUAGAAAAAUUUUCUACAAGACCAGAUACUUUCAAGCCAAAAUUGGAAGGUUGUUUCAACUCCAAUUUUGAUGAAAUUUCCUAAUGAAAAGAGCUUCGUGUUGACUGGUGACUGGUGUUGUUACUUGAAAUUCCUCUCCAUUUGCUCGAAUGCUAAAGCCCACUUGGUGGGAUCUUUUCUUCUUUUUAUUAUUGUUGGUAUCUUAGUGUGAUGAAUAUUUGUUGUAAUCCAAGAAUGACAUGUUUUUGUUUUCUUUGUAGCCGAUAACGUUUGUUUUAGAGAAGAUUGUUGUAAACUCAUAUUCUAUAGUGGAAGAUUUUACUGGACUAGGUCCCGUGGUUUUUUCCUUCUCAUUGAAGGGUUUUCCACGUAAAAA
Quercus robur (English oak) is the source of this 4578-nucleotide messenger RNA. RefSeq names its product putative disease resistance protein RGA3. Bases 6 to 3464 code for a protein of 1152 amino acids. The record is from RefSeq and is a predicted model, not a curated record. NCBI's taxonomy places the organism in Eukaryota, Viridiplantae, Streptophyta, Magnoliopsida, Fagales, Fagaceae. Gene Ontology annotation, biological process: defense response to other organism. Gene Ontology annotation, molecular function: DNA binding; ADP binding. The transcript is spliced from 10 exons.